Labeo rohita (rohu) is the source of this 3029-nucleotide messenger RNA. It is a transcript of the gene saxo2, whose product is annotated as stabilizer of axonemal microtubules 2. The transcript has 4 exons. Lineage: Eukaryota; Metazoa; Chordata; Actinopteri; Cypriniformes; Cyprinidae. Gene Ontology annotation, cellular component: centriole; axonemal microtubule; ciliary basal body. The coding region runs from base 85 to 1476 and encodes 463 amino acids. Gene Ontology annotation, molecular function: microtubule binding. The record is from RefSeq and is a predicted model, not a curated record. Gene Ontology annotation, biological process: microtubule anchoring.
CGGGACGCUUAGUACGCGACAAAGCCAGUCAAGCAGUGUAGUAAGUGAGGAAAAUUCACAAAAUUCCUCGAUAAACCGAGGAAAAUGACACGGCUCUGUAUCUGUGAGAUGUGCAGCUGUGGCCGCCAUCGUUGCACACACCAGCCCACGGCACUUUACAAGAAAGGCAGUCAGACUAACGUGUUGUCAGAGUACUCCGAGAAGUAUCCUGCCUAUAAAGGGCACACGCGUCCCAAGAGCCUCAAGCCCCAACUGCAAUAUAAAGCUCAUCAGGACACAAUGGACGGAACAACCACCUUCAGGACGGACUACAUCCCGUAUGUGGUCACCCGUCGCCCUGAGAAGCAGCAGGCUGAGUACAAGCCCAAACCUGGAGAGAUUGACUUAGGAACGACCUAUAAACAAGACUUCAACCCAUAUGAAGUGCAACCGUUUGUUCCUUACCGCCCUAAAGAGAGAGUACAUGCCACGAAUGCAAAACUGGACACUGUACCCACCUAUAAAGAGGAUUUUCGUCAGUGGGAGAUCAGCAGACGGGAAUUGACUAGGCCUGAGACACCAUAUCAACCCCCUGCUACAAAGUUUGGGAAUUCCACAACAUUCCAGGACGAUUUCGUCCACCGAGGCCUCGUGCCCCGUGAGAGCUACAAGCCCCCUAACAUAGCCAAGCUAUCCGAUGCUCCUUUCGAAAACAUGACCAGCAACAAGCUCUCAUACAUUCCACAUGCUCUAGAAGCCCGGUACGUCAAACCGCCAGCAGAAUACAAACCCAGCAGCCAACCUUUCCAGGACCUCACCACCCAUCGACAAGACUAUCAAGGCCUGCCAAGUCAGCUGCCCAGAAGCUGCAAGCCUGAGGCUAUCAAAGCAGCCUCCAACAAACCCUUCCAGGGCAGCACGGAAUUCCGUGACCGUUUCCAGCCGUGGCCCGUAUCCCUCCCGCAGGUGCAGAAGUCAGUGGAGUACACGAGUCCAACAGAGCACAUGGACCUGACUACCACCUCGCACACCGACUACAUCAAGCACCAAAUCCAGCCUUUCGUUUCCGCCAAACCCUUCUCACUCCCCAGUAAGUCCUCCAGCCCCUUUCAGGGCAACACCACCAUGAGAGACGACUUCCAGCCGUGGGUGGCUCAACGUCAAGGCAUGAUCCGGAAACAAGAGGAAAUGCAGCGAGCCAGUGGGAAAAUGGAAGAUCUGACCACUUUCAGGGCUCAUUUCAUUCAGCAUGAACCUCAGCCUAGUUUCAGCUUCAAGCCUCAGAAUGCACCGCUGCGGACCGACGUUCCCCUGCAGAACGAGACCAUGUACCGCACCGAGUUCACGCCUAAGAAGAUCAGCACGUGUCCGGCCAGUUUCGAGACUCCACCGGGGUUUGUGUUCGAUAAUUUUGACGAUCGAGGCCACCGCUUUUUCCGAAAAAUGACGUCUGCUGACAGGAUUGAGACGCCGAAGGAAAUGGUCUUGACAGCUUAAGAAAGUCAGGUUGUUUCUAUAAAAGGAAACUAGCAUACAAUACCAUCUCUCUAAAUUAUUGUGAUCCUAUUGGGAAUUGUAAUGAAUUAUGAUUGAAAGGUCAGUGGGUUUGAACUAUCUUGCAGAAAACAUUGAUUAUGAAUAGUUUGAAAUCUUCGCUAGUUUUUAAUUUUCAAUAGGAUGAAAUUGCAGUAGAGUUAUGUAGGAUACAUGUCAUAUACAGUUGAAAUCAAAAGUUUACAUACAUCUUGCAGAAUGUGCAAAAUGUUAAUUAUUUUAUCAAAAUAAGAGGGAUCAUACAAAAUGCAUGUUUUUUUUUUUAUUUAGUACUGACCUGAAUAAGAUAUUUCACAUAAAAGAUGGUUUACAGGUAGUCCACAAGAGAAAAUAGUUUAAUUUAUAAAAAUGACCCUGUUCAAUACACUUGAUUCUUAAUACUGUGCAGUUACCUUGAGUCUCUUGUUUGUCCUGAACAGAAAAAUCCUUCAGGUCCCACAAAUUCUUUGGUUUUUCAGCAUUUUUGUAUAACAUUUCAGCAUUUUGAACCCAACAAUAGCUGUAUGAUUUUGAGAUCCAUCUUUUCACACUGAGGACAACUGAGGGACUCAUAUGCAACUAUUACGUAAGGUUCAAAAGCUCACUGAUGCUGGAGAAGUAAAAGUUGUGCAUUAAGAGCCGGGCGGUGUACAUUUUGCUUAUUUUGCCUAAAUAUCAUAUUUUUUUAAUUUAGUACUGCCCUUCAGAAUCUACAGAAGAUACUUACAUGUUUUCCAGAAGACAAAAUAAGUUACGUUUAUCCUAGAUCUUCAAAUUCAAAAGUUUUCACCCCCCGGCUCUCAAUGCAUUGUUUUUCUUUCUGAAGCAUCAGUGAGUGUUUAAAUCUUCUGUAAUAGUUGCAUAUGAGUCCCUCAGUUGUCCUCAGUGUGAAAAGAUGGAUCUCAAAAUCAUACAGUCAUUGUUGGAAAAGGUUUAAAUACACAAAAGAAUUUGUGGAACCUAAGGGAUUUUUCCUAAAGGAAAAGCAGACAGUUUAACUGUUUAGGACAAACAUGAACAACUACCCCAAAACAACAACAACAUCAUAUGUAAACAUCUUUUAUGUGAAAUAUCUUAUUCAGGUCAGUACUAAAUAAAAAUAAAAUAAAAUGCAUUUUGUAUGAUCCCUCUUAUUUUGGGUAAAAUAAUUAACAUUUUGCAGAUUCUGCAAGGUGUAUGUAAAUUUUUGACCUCAACUGUAAAUUGGUUUCUGACCAUUACAAUUAGUUAGUUAAAUAUCAAAAUUACUUCUACACUACUGUGUAAAAGUUUGCAGUAAAUUUCAAAAUGAAAUUAAACCUUUUAUUCAGCACAACAGCACAUUCAGACAUUUAUAAUAGUACAAAAAUGUCUAUUUCAAAUAAAUGCUGUUCUUUUGAAGAAUCCUGAAAAGAAGUAUCACGGUUUCCACAAAAAUAUGAAGCAGCAUAACUGUUUUGAACAAUGAUAAUAGUUAGAUAAUAGAAAUGUUUCUUGAGCAGUAAAUCAGCAUAUCAGAAUGAUUUCUGAAGGAUCAU